Molecule: messenger RNA, 193 nt
Organism: Dentiscutata erythropus
Lineage: Eukaryota; Fungi; Glomeromycota; Glomeromycetes; Diversisporales; Gigasporaceae
Source: the annotation of a GenBank genome assembly
AAAUUCAAAACCAUUUGCUACUGUUGCAAACAAUAAAAUACAAACUACUUCUAAACCUAAUCAAUCUACUAAACGAAACCAUAAAAGAAAGAAGGUUGAUCAUUCAAGUGUUGAUAAUUUACAAAAGAAAAACACAGUUGCAUCUUUUUCACAAAUAAUUGAUGACCUUUUAAAUAAUGCUAAUAAUCCAAAG